Molecule: messenger RNA, 1911 nt
Organism: Megalobrama amblycephala (Wuchang bream)
Lineage: Eukaryota; Metazoa; Chordata; Actinopteri; Cypriniformes; Xenocyprididae
Product: gastrula zinc finger protein XlCGF8.2DB-like
Exons: 3
Coding region: 170-1147 (325 amino acids)
Source: RefSeq, a predicted model, not a curated record
UGAAGUUUCCGCCAGUAGAGGACGCUCGUGCAACCAAAGCAAUGACAAACAUCUGGGUCUAGGAGAAGAAGGGAAGGGAACAUAAACAUGAGAAGUGGAUUCUGAAUUCUGCGGUAAAUCUGCUGGGGAUUUUUUUAGACUGAGAAACUACUGAUAUACUAUUGUAAAUAUGGAUUUUAAGGAAGAACCCUGCAGAAUAAAAGAUGAAGAUACAGAGGAACUAAUAGACCUCAUCGAAGUGAAUGAAGAGAAACACCAUCAUUUUACAAAUGAAGAUGGAAAACUGACAUAUAAAAAUGAAGACAAACAACAUCUGAUUCAAAAACCUCAUUUCAAAAGUGAAGAUGGAAAUGCAGUUGGUUCAAAGACUGAAAAGAAUUUCACACAAAAACAAUCUGGAAAAUCUGGAGUCAAAGGAUCUUUCACCUGCUCUGAGUGUGGAAAGAGUUUCACAUUUAAAACAGCCCUUAAGCGACACAUGAGAAUUCAUACUGGAGUUAAACCGUUCACAUGCUCUGAGUGUGGAAAGAGUUUCACAGAUCAAACAGGCCUUAAGAGACACAUCAGAAUUCACACUGGAGAGAAACCAUUCACAUGCUCUGAGUGUGGAAAGAAGUGCAGGCUCCAAUCAAACCUUAUAAGACACAUGAGAUCUCACACUGGAGAGAGGCCUCAUACAUGCUGUCAUUGUGGAAAGGGUUUCAUUCAGAAGGGAAACUUUAAUGAUCACAUGAGAAUUCACACUGGAGAAAAACCGUUCACAUGCACUCAGUGCGGAAAGAGUUACACAUACAAAAGCAUUCUGAAAAAACAUCUGCUCACUCACUCUGAAGUGAAGCCAUUCAGCUGUGAUCAGUGUGGUAAAACAUUUGGUUUUGAAACAAGCUUAAAAGCACACCUUAAAAUUCAUACUGAUGUGAAGCCUCACAUUUGUUCUUUUUGUGGAAAGUGUUUUUCAUUACUGAAAUGUUUAAAAGUGCAUGAGCGUAUUCAUACUGGUGUGAGACCUUAUGUGUGCUCUGACUGUGGGAAGACCUUCAUUACGUCCAGUGCCUUACAACAACACCAGAAAUCUCAUACUAGAGAGAAACCGUACAAGUUACUGUGGAAUGAGUUUUACUCAAAUAUCUCAUCUACAGUCUCAUAAGAAAUACAUUUUCCUGCAGUUAUCUAAGAGAGCAAAUUUCAUUUUCAGAUGCAUCACUUACAAAUAAUACACUUGAAAAAAAUUGACAUUCUGAUUAAUCAAAAGCUGUAUCAUUUCUUUAAAUUAGUAGUGAAGUUUGUCAAGGGGAAGGUAAAAAAAACUGGGGAAGGUAAAAAAAAAAAAAAAGUUCAGCAAACUAGUGUGUUGCCUUAAAACUACGAUUUGUAAAGGGAUGUGUUUUGUUUCUUUGUGGAGUUAUAGAGUUAUAGAGACAACAGUCUCUAUAACAAUCCAUAUUUCAAGCAAUUUGUUUUAGCUGUUUAGAUGUGAUGCAUUAAGAUGUCGAGGACUUUUUUUUGCAGUGAAAUGAACUAAGAAAUAAGAAUGAACAAAACGUUACUAUAUACAGCUCUGGAAAAAAAAUAGAGACCACUCCAAGUUCAGAAAAAUUAAUGUUAAGUGGUCUUUAUAUAUAUAUAUAUAUAUAUAUAUAUAUAUAUACAUACUCAUUGUUUUUCUAUAUAUAUUUAAAGAGGUUAUUCCUCUAAUAUGAACUCAAACAUCACUGAGAGAAGAUGAAAUUGCUCAGGAAAAGUGAAUGUUUCUGUGGCAAUUCAGCAGUGACAUUUGUUUUACAGCUGCUGUCUAGUAGUUAUGAAAAGUUAAAGAUUAAGUUCUAAGUUAUACUGUGGUUAUACUUUUUUACUAAUUUUUAUUAACAAAUAUUACAGAUUUUUUUUUUAAGUAAUAAAAUGGAAAGCUGA